This is a messenger RNA of Ostrea edulis (European flat oyster), 7254 nucleotides long. RefSeq names its product four-jointed box protein 1-like. NCBI's taxonomy places the organism in Eukaryota, Metazoa, Mollusca, Bivalvia, Ostreida, Ostreidae. The transcript is spliced from 4 exons. The coding region runs from base 5623 to 6921 and encodes 432 amino acids. The record is from RefSeq and is a predicted model, not a curated record. Gene Ontology annotation, biological process: cell-cell signaling.
UAACUUGGACAUACAAAUCAUUAUGAUUUUAUAAUUUCAAUUGCAAUUGUCGUCAUUUUUCACAGAUACAUGUUGGUAUGUAAUUUGCGAAUCAAGACCAGAAUGUUUCGGAAUUCCGUGUAAAUCUAUCUUGACAAAUAAAGAGGCGCAACUCCUUUACUCUUGUCGUGAUGCAAAUACACCACCUUGCUAAAUCGUCGGGCAAUUAGAUUUUAGAACGCAGCUCGCAGUUCACCAUUCGCAAUUUCAAUAGUGAACUGCAUUCUAGAACGCAGUUUGCAAUUCAAAUUUUAUAUACAUAAAAAGAAAACUAGACUGGAAUUAUAAAGAUGGGGUACAAUGUAGAAAUAAAACGCUGUAAAUCUAAAUUAUCUUAAGAAUUACUGAGUUGAAAUCUAAAUGUCAAACUAUUGUAAAAUUCAUUUUUAGUCAGAACAAUGGCAUUGAUUUAAAUUUAAGAAAUAAAUUUCAUUUUUGAAAAAUACAGGUUCCACCAGCAAACUUCAUGAAGCGCGUUGCGCGUCAUGAAAAGAUGCCUAAUUGAGCAUACUGUAUGCCUAACUGUUUGUAACUGUUCAUACCCCCAUGGAUUUUAAAAAUUGAAAUUUACAUUUUACUUUCAUUUUCUUUGGGAAUACCGAGUGAACUCAGCUGUUAAAAUAAUGGUUUUAUAUUCAUCCAGCUUCAUACGCACAUUAUUCACAUUCAUGAGGGAUUAUUUCAAUUUGUAAAAAUAUCGAAGGCAAAAACGAUGGAAAUGUAAAUAUUCUAUAAUGAUGGUGGGCUUUUUUAUGUCAUGAGACCAACUCAACACUUCCCAUGUAAAGAUAUAUACAUGUAUAUAAAAAGUAUAUUUUUCAUGAAUUAUACUAGAUAAUUAUAAAAUCUUUUCACCCUGAAUACUUAGUUUAAAAUUCGAUAGAUUGGUGGGAAUUAUUGUGUUUUGCUUACAAUAAUCAAAGGGGUGCUUACAUGUAUAUAACCUACAUAUACAUGUAGUGGCAACCAGUGUAUACUUAUUCUUAUAGUUUGUGUCAACUGGGUGGGUUUUUUUUUGGGGGGGGGGGGGGUUGUUGCUUUUUUCAAAUUGACUGAUUUCAUGGCACAAUAUUUUUGCCAGAGGCUUCAUUUCAGAAAUUAGAGAUAUCUUGAUCUACAAUUAGGUACAUUUACACAUAAAACACUUCAUACGUGAAUAUAUACUGGCACGUCUUCGGUGGGGUUCAGAGCUAGGUUUUCGUAAUUUGAUGAUACGAAAAUAUUUGUUCGAAAUGCUAACAAGUUAUACUAAGUUUACAUAGAUAGACUAGAAACUGACAAAUGUAGCUAUAUAUAAUUAAAGUGGAAAUGAAGUAUGACGAAAGUUUAACAAGAUACUUUAGAUGUGGGAAGGUGCACGUUAAUUAAUGCAAUAUCCGGCGAUCCCUUUCUGUCAAUUUUAAUGUCUUAUCUCAGCCAUCUACAAUUUACACCUUGCUUAUUUAUGCACUUGCCUAUUUCUACUAUCAAAAUGUUUUCAAAUGGGAAUUUUGAUUGAUACCUUUUUUUUUUAUAUAAACAUCUCAUAACUGACUACUUUUAAAUCUAUUCCACCUCAUUGAAUUAUAAAGGGAGUUUGUUAUGUGUUGGGGAUUAUGUUUUUAGGCCGCAGAAUGGUUUUUUUUUUCUUUCGGAUAUCAAUUUGCACUCUAGAGCACGAUAGUGUUAUCUGCACUUUAAUUUGUGUAUCUGUUUAUUUCACCGUAUUUCUGAAAUGAAUAUCCCUCAUCAAACCAGAAUAUUAUCUAAAUCAAUCGAUUUCUACAAAAUAUAGUCAGGAUUUUAAUAUUUCAUUAGGAAAAGGUGAAUAAUUUUUCCCUAUUGAACAGGUUUUUUUAAUGGAUAUAUAUAAAUAUGGCAAGAAAUGGCCUAAAAAAAUAUAUUAUACCAUAUGCAAUCAACGCAAUAUUGAAGGUGUUCUUUUCUCACUUUGCGUUGAAAUGUCCAGUUUACAAUUCAUAUACAGUAUCAAACUAUAUCAAGAAUUGAUAUGUAAGAAAAUCCAUCUGUGUUUAAACUAGUUCAGGUAUUUAGUUCAAGUAACACGAAAAAUCUGUGUAACCUCGGUAUAUAUCAUUAUCAUCCCACAUUGUAAAGUAUAUCACAGUGGAAAAAUACUCUCUCUCUCUCUCUCUCUCUCUCUCUCUCUGUCUCUGUCUCUCUCUCUCUCUCUCUCUCUCUCUCUCUCUCUCUCUCAAUGGCUGUGUACUAUGUUAUUCUCAUUAGUGAGAAUGGGGCACACUACAGAUACUUUUCUGAAGUAUAACUGGUUCAGUAACUGUAUUUCGUGUAUUCCAAGUACUGUUUAUUCAAUGAAUGUAUAUAUGUAGUGCUGACCAGCCAAACUGAUCAAAGUUCAAUAAAUAAUGUUAAAAAUAUUAAUAAUAAUACUGUUUCAUUCGACGGAAAAUCUGUAAUUUGAAAAAUGAAGAAGAACUGAGGUAUUCUAGAUCUAUUGUUUUAUUUCAAUUAGAAUUUUUGAACAUUCCUUGGAUAUAAGUUGUUAAUCUUUCAUGCGUCAUUACUGGAAAUUAACUUUCAUGUUAUUUGCGAAUGUCAAUCAUUUAUCGUCAUUGUCUAAGGAACUGCGGUUUUCCUGUAUCGUGAUUUAAUUAGAUUUUAAGGUAACCAACUUAAGAUAUCACUUACAAUGUUAUCAAGAAAUUUCUAGCAUGUAAGUUGAACAGUUUUGCAAAUGCGCUUCUUGCCAAAAUUGAACAAAAGAUUUGUCCAUCAUUUAGUAAUUUUUCAAAGCCCCAGUACUCGAAGAACAAAUAAAUCAUAUUCCCAAACAAAUACUGAAUAAAGCGGGGGCUUUACCCCUUUCUUCUGUUGUUAGAUAAGGUCCCGUGCCUGGGUUUCCAUGAGCUUCUUAAUCCACUACCUGCCUAACUGCUAAUACCUCCAGAAAUUGUAAAUGUUAUUUCCUUAAAUGAAAAAUCGUUUUUUCUUAACUGUCAGAAGCUUUUUUAAAAUGCCUGUGUAACCGAUUUGUCUCCGUGUUAGAUAUUCCUCGACAAAGCAUGGACCGCAAGGGCGCCUAAUGCUUCCCAGGCUAUUUAAGGUGUUUCAUGGCUCAGUUAUCUGUGUUUGAUGAUCGUUGAAGUCCGAGGUUGACAUCAGCAUAAACGGCUAACGCUCAACAGUCUUGAGAAGUAUUACCGGAAAGUCGUAUGUCUUCUGUUUUCAAAUUCGUAUGUGAUUGUAAUCAGCUACAGAACAUGUACUUAAUUUAUAUUUACUUUAUAAAAAUUAUUUUCAUUUUCUCGCAAUAUUUUUCAUUUAAAAAGACAUUUUUUUUUUAUAAAACUUAAUUUAAAAUUAUAUUUGGAAGAAACAUACAAUGAUACAUAUAAUAAAAGUUAAACUUUAGAGAUACAUAAAUGCUUCAGUUUUUCAAAUAACUUUUUAUCAAGUGGGGGUUUUUUUUUUUGGUUGGUUUUUUUUUUUUUUUGUUAGUUUGUUUUUGUGAAUUUACGAUCCAAACUCCUAGUGACGCAAAUAUCAAGAGCGCUGAAUAUCCUUUGUAUUUUCAGUUGAAAAAAUAUCGUUGAAUUUCGUAUGUCAAAGUUCCUCGUGUCUUGUUAGAAAACUAUCGCAUAACUACAUUAAUGAUUAUACAUUACUUACAUUUUUGCAUUUGAUAGAAAUUACUUUAUAAGAUUUAGAUAAAAGAUUACUUAAUGACAGAUUCUUAUAAAAAUAUAUAUAUUAUGUAGGGAUUUUUUGUUUUCAAUUAAGCAUAUGGUGAUAAACUAACCUGAGGGAAAACUCAAGGCAACUUGCUUUAGUUAAAACAUUCGACACAGCUUAUAAAAAUGGAUGAAAAUCUUUAUUUAAUGUAGACAUAUCUAGAGUAAAUUCUUACUCUACCCUGUUAAAGGCAACUAGAUCUAUUGAUAUUUCGCCGAUAAAUACCUACUGUCAUAACGGUGUAAAAUGUUGGGCAAAGUAUAUAAUCACUACUCAAACUGCACAUUACAGUUAUACGUUAUCAACACAUCUAUGAUGGAUUAAUUCUUUCGAAGAUGAGGGGCCUCGUUAUAUGAAUUCCAAAUUAUACGGAGCACUGCUGUACAUGGUUAAAAUAUAAACUUUAUGUAGAAUAAACUUCCAAUACACUGACAAACAAAGAACAGAGAAACAGAGAAUGGCAAUGAAAUAAAGGCUAGCCUAGGAAUUUCUUCAUAAAUAUAUCAAAAAGUAUUAUUGGCAAAAACUAUCUGUUUUCAAAUUUGUACAAUUAAAAGUGUUCAUGAUGUACACGAACUUUGUAAUGUGGGGAAAUAUUUACAUGUAUGUCUUACACUUAAGUUGCGAGAAAACCUUGUUUAAAAGUUAUUCUCCGUUGCUUGCUUGAUUUGUACACCGCCAUACAAUGUCAUUUUAAUGUACUUAUGCAUACAUAUUGUUCGUGUAACUGAUGUGAUAAGACAGAUGUCUUAAGCGAUAAAGAGAGUAUUCCAUUUAUUUUCUUCAACAAAGUCAGCUAUAAUUGACCAGUCGGGGGUUACCAGGAUUGACACACUGAAAUAUCGAGCAAUCACCUCUGUAGUGUGUAAUUAAAGUAUCCUUUGUGAGUAUUUUAAGUAACAUGUGUGUAUAUCUAAAACCAAACAAUUCAAACACACACAUCAAUCUUCACAGUCGGUCCAACUGAUCUAUAUGUGACACUGUUUAAUGGUUAUUCUAGAAAAUUUACGCAAAGUGAAGGUAUGUCUUACAAAAACAUUUUUGUCGAAUUUCAAGAACAGAGUUGUUUGCAUGGGAAAAUUACAUACAAAAAAAUGAGAAAAGAUGAUUAUCCUAAGAUGAAUUGGAGUUACUGAGUCGUAUUUUGUUAAAUAAUUCCUGUCCCUGGUUUAAUGGACAGUACAGUACGAAGCGUUUCUGAUUAGAUUUUGUUAGAAUUUUAAAAUACAUAGAUCCUGUCCUGAAGUAUGCCCUGUCCCUAUCCGGGGAGGCAACACAACACAGCGAAACCUUGUUGAAUGAUUGAGAUCGUGGCCAUCAUUCAGACGAACGUAACAUUUACCAAUCCCUGUGAUGGAGGAUUGGAAGAAAGUUUUUCUCAACGGAUGCUUCACUUUAGAGGGGGAAAUAGUGAUCGACCCUUGACCUUUCCGAGGAAUAUAAAGGUCCUACUUCUGCGGAUCACGUACUACAUCCGGAAGUGACAGUAAAGGGGAAAUCCUGGACUGUGGUGUCGUUGGAUCCCAGCAGUGCGGGCAUCGUUCAGCGUCAGACUGUGUUUGUCGCACAUCUACAGGUGGACGACCAGAAAGUAGUGAAGAUUAUCACAGCUUCACGGGGAUCUGAAACCCUGGAUUAGUUUUCCAGAGACACAGUGACGUGUAACUGGACCUGACCGCUCCAGGAUUCCUGGCAGGCUUCACAGGUAGUAAUGGGGUGCUAAAUAGUACAGGUGUAUCUGCUUAAAUCAGCACAUACUUAUCGCCGUUCGUUUAGCGGACCUUAUUAGUCAACAACUCUAAUAAUUGGACCCUAUGAUCUCCUGAAGUUGAUUCUGACGUUGGAGCUAUACAGGGCGGUUAUGUGUAGAUCGGAGUGGUUGACAGUGUUAUGAGAAAAUCCGACACUGUUAUAAUGGCAGGGCUUGCUUUCACUCUCGGCUUCGUCUUGGGGAUGAUGAUCCAACUUCCAGUGAUUCUUCCUAUGCACGAGGAAUAUUUCGCAAAUACUGACCCCAAAACUGGUGUUCGUUUUGAAUCUGUGGGCUCGGCAAGAAAACAGCUCUCGAUGGAUAAUCCAUUAAGACGGGUAAAGCCUUCUUCACACGGAGUAGUGUUUCCUCAGAACAAUGGUACGAACUCUUACUUACAGGGACAAACCGAUUACAGCGGAUCACGGCAAUCGGACGGCUCCUCCGGCUCAUCACCUGCACUGGAAUCCGUCAUUAGGAACCGUGAAUCAGCGAAACAAUCAGAGGUGUUAGAUGGGGUCUUCUGGUCCGAGGCGACAGAGCGAAAAUGUCCAGGCGGAUUCACAGAAGAAGACCAGCAAAGAUGGAAAAAUAAAAUAGACACUGUGAAAGUCGUAAAACUGGAAACUGGAUGUGGACGGAUGCAGAACCGGUUGGCGACUUUCAAGGAUGCAGUCCGAGCUUGUGUUAGAUACAGACUCAAUACAGACCAAAUACAAGGAGAGAUUUUCUCCUUUUACCUCAGCAAACUUUUAGGUAUUAGUAAUGUACCUCCCUCUAGCCUACACUUAGUGAACUCAAUUGAUGACCGAUGGAGGACGGUUACAGGUGAAAUUGCCAACAGCAAGUGGGCAGACGAUAAAGUUGUGAUCUUUACACAGUUUGUGGAAGGGCUAAAACCUUCAUACAUUCCGUUUGAAUUUCGCGAGGAAGAGAGAAAGUUACAACCUAAAAUAGACGUGGUAAGCUCCAAAAGUCCUGAAGAUCUCUGUGAUUUAGUGCAAUGGUCAGAUUUAGUCAUAUUUGAUUAUCUGACGGCUAAUUUAGACCGUGUGGUCAAUAACAUGUUCAAUAGGCAAUGGAAUCCUAAUAUGAUGAAUUCGCCAGCCCACAACCUGGAAAGGACUUCAAGUGGACGCUUGAUUUUUCUGGACAAUGAGUCCGGACUAUUCCAUGGUUAUAGACUACUGGAUAAAUACGCUACAUAUCAUCGGAAGCUCUUGGAUGCUCUCUGUGUUUUUCGAAACUCUACUGCCAGUGCCAUAGAGCGUCUCCACCAUUCCGGAAAUGUGGGGGAAGAACUGAAUAAAAUGCUUUCUCAAAAUGAAGUACUUUACAAUCAAAUCCCGCGUAUUCCACAGAAAAAUGCAAAAAUUCUACAGCAAAGGAUAUCGGACGUUUUUGACCAAAUCCAGACGUGCAAGAAACAGUAUUUGUAAAAUUGUGUCAGGAACUUCAUAAUUUCUUUGUGAUCAUUUGGAGGUUUCAAACCUUGCAUUAUGACCAAAUAUUUAACGCAAUUCAUUAAGCUGGGGCUGGCUGUGAAUUUCGUGCUUUUGCCACAGCAUUCUUUAAUUAUGUGUAUCUUGCCAUACAAUCAAGAAUAUUUCACACGUGCCUUUCAAAAAGGACACCUUAUAUUUAAAAGUGCUAAUCAUGAUAUUUUUUGCAAUAUUACCAUUUUCUAAUGUCUAUGUUCCAUCCAUAUUAAACUCAUGGGUUAUCAUUGUUAAACGUUUCGUCGUUAUCAUAAAAAACCAGAAAACUUGGAA